Neofelis nebulosa (Clouded leopard) is the source of this 2645-nucleotide messenger RNA. It is a transcript of the gene LGALS8, whose product is annotated as galectin 8. NCBI's taxonomy places the organism in Eukaryota, Metazoa, Chordata, Mammalia, Carnivora, Felidae. Gene Ontology annotation, molecular function: carbohydrate binding. Bases 451 to 1527 code for a protein of 358 amino acids. The record is from RefSeq and is a predicted model, not a curated record. The transcript is spliced from 12 exons.
CCGUAGCCGCCCACGCAUCCCGGGAUCCCGGACGACGCGCGGCGGCGGAGAAACAGCCGGGUGCGUGGAGCGCCGGCCACGCCGAUCCCGCGGAAAGUCUCCUACAUUUCCUGCUCUUGAAAAUCAUGGCUUUAUGAAGAGGAGCUCCUGUUCACUGAGGGGUAUCGUGUGUGUUGCAUGCACCCUGCUGUUGUGGCUGAGCCACUUUUGACUUCAGCCCAUUCAUUUGCAGUGGCUGUCUUUGCCGGCUGCGGACAGCGUUUGGUCCCUGUGGUGUUAGUGGACCAGUCUCGGGCUGCCUUGGGCUUGAGUUGAGUCAGAGCAGGCAUUUGCCAGAGAUGCAGUAGCUCCGAACUUCAGGGACAGGUGCCUUCGAUUCAAUCUGAGAAGUCUUAAAACCUUCGAACAUACGUAGAAUAGAGACCUGAAUCAACGAUAAGGUGGAAAAGAAUGAUGUUGUCCCUAAACAACCUGCAGAAUGUCAUCUAUAACCCGGUAAUCCCCUAUGUCGGGACGAUUCCUGAGCAGUUGGAGCCUGGAACUUUGAUUGUGAUACGUGGGCAUGUUCCUUGUGAUUCGGACAGGUUCCAGGUGGAUCUGCAGUGCGGCAGCAGCGUGAAGCCCCGCGCCGACGUGGCCUUUCAUUUCAAUCCACGCUUCAAGUGGUCCGACUGCAUCGUCUGCAAUACUCUGAAAAAUGAAAAAUGGGGAUGGGAGGAGAUCACCUACGACACGCCUUUCAAAAAAGAAAAAUCUUUUGAGAUUGUGAUUAUGGUGUUGAAAGACAAAUUCCAGGUGGCGGUAAAUGGGAAACAUAUCCUGCUCUAUGCCCACAGGAUUAGCCCGGGGAAGAUAGACACUCUGGGCAUUUAUGGCAAAGUGAAUAUUCACUCAGUUGGUUUUAGCUUCAGCUCGGAUUUAAGAAGUACCCAGACGUCUACUCUGGAACUGACAGAGAUAAGUAAAGAAAAUGUACAAAAGUCUGGCACAUCACAGUUUCCUAGUAAUAGAGGAGACAUUUCUAAAAUCGUACCCAGAACUGUCUGCACCAAGAGCAAAGGUUCGACUGCCAAUCACAGUUUGACUUGCGCCAAAAUACUACCUACCAACUGUUUGUCAAAGACUCUGCCAUUCGUUGCGAGGUUGAACAACUCGAUGGGCCCUGGACGAACUGUCGUCAUUAAAGGAGAAGUGAAUACAAAUGCCAAAGGCUUUAAUGUUGACCUAAUAUCAGGAAAAUCCAAGGAUAUUGCUCUCCACUUGAACCCACGCCUGAAUAUUAAAGCAUUUGUAAGAAAUUCUUUUCUUCACGAGUCCUGGGGAGAAGAAGAGAGAAAUAUUACCUCUUUCCCAUUUACUCCCGGGAUGUACUUUGAGAUGAUAAUUUAUUGUGAUGUUAGAGAAUUCAAGGUUGCCGUAAAUGGUGUACACAGCCUGGAGUACAAGCACAGAUUUAAAGAGCUCAGCAAUAUUGACACGCUGGAAAUUGAUGGAGAUAUUCACUUACUGGAAGUCAGAAGCUGGUAGCCGACAUGCUUGCUACAAAAACUGAAAUACAAAAUGGCUUAUGUGACACUGGCCUUGGUAAAGUGCAUCUCACUAUUAUUGUUUAUCUAUAUUGUUAAAAUGAGCUUGCAUAACAAAGUCCUCCUAGGUGUUCUCAGUCUUGCCACGCAGCGUGGCUUUGUCUAGCCACAGGGUAAGGAAAUUCAAGGCAACAACAACUGACAGCCAUUAUUCAGGCCUUUCUGUUCUCUCUCCCACCUUGACUUCCUUUUUUAAAUGCAAUUCAGAUUCAAUAAGUAUCUAGUAAUCCAGUAGCUAACACACUGAGUACUUAUUUCCUGCCAGCACUGCGCUAGAAGCUGGGGAUAUGUGUAUACAGUGGAACAUAAUACCACUCUGCUCCCUCUUGAGCUCAGAAUCUUUUGGGCUCUGCCCUCGUGUCACCAAUUUUUCUAUAGGCAUUAAUUGUAUAAAGUAACCAGAGACUUAAAAGAAUUACUCAACUGUUAAGUCACCUAGGCACGAAUUUACAAGACACUAUUCCUUCUCUAGCUAUUGCUUUCGUAACCAGAGUUCGAUCAUAUCCCGUAACUGAAAGGACAGACGUUGCCCUUACAUUUGGCAGUUUUCUUUAACAUGAUAAGUAUCUAGCUCUGCUAGCUAUAAGCAUUGCCAAAGAAAUAACACUAUGAUAUCCGGACACAGCGCAAAGUCAAAAAAACGCAGCAAAACAAAAACAAAUGGCGUGAAAGUUAAGUUGAUGUCAAUCUGAAGGCCAUGGAUGUCUAUACCAGUAAAUGCUUACAGGACUUGCACUUGGAGUUAGAGGUCUACACACACUCCACUAGAAAGUUUAAGGUAGAUGAUUUCAAUCUGUAAAAUGUUUAUGGGUGUAACAAAGCAAUUGUCAAGAUUAGAUUUAAUGAUUGUUCAUGAAAUAGGCACACACUAUCAGAAAAUAAAAUACACUGAGACCAAUGAGGUAGAGAGCAGCAGUGUAAAAAUCUGUUGCUUGUCUGCAUGCAAACAAACCCCACUUCUCUGCUCUUCUAAAGAUUAGUCCCUCAUCAUUAACAAGCCAGAUCAAAACAUUGUUCUACUUUAAGUGAUUAAAAUCAAACCUGUAUCAGCAAGUUAAA